UAAGAUAUUGUACUUGUGGUAGAUAUAUCACGUGAUAUUUUACAUCCCAAAUAUUUAUAUAAGAAGAUAAGAUACAUCAUGAUGUUUAUGACGAUGUUUGUCUCACAUUACAUUAGAGUUAACUUCAAUUGCUGUUCAGUUAAUGUCGCAAUUGUAUUGUAUUCGGUUCAAAAUUAUUUAACGUCCAUAAUUUAGAAAAAUGAUCGAUGCAAAAAUUAUCGAUAUCAAAGUGCAAGACAUAAGAUUUCCGACAUCAUUACAUUACCAUGGAAGCGACGCAAUGCAUACUGAUCCUGAUUACUCUUGUGCAUAUGUAACGAUCAUAACAGACACAGAAUAUGAAGGGUAUGGCCUCACAUUUACUCUAGGAAGGGGAACUGAAAUUGUUGUACUGGCAUGUAAAUCCUUGUUUAAAAUUAUAAAAAAUAAAAAAACAACGAAGAUUUUUAGCAAUUUUGCGUUAUACUGGAGAAAAUUAACAUGUGACACACAAUUAAGAUGGAUUGGACCGGAGAAGGGUGUGAUACAUUUAGCUACAGCCGCUAUCGUAAACGCAUUGUGGGAUUUAUGGGCACGUAUCGAAAACAAACCUGUCUGGAAGCUUCUUACAGACAUGUCGCCCAAAGAGCUCGUUUCCACUAUCGAUUUUCGAUAUAUUAAGAGUGUAGUGACCAAGGAGCAGGCGAUACAGAUACUUGAGAAUAAUAUGAAACAGAAAGAGCAUCAAGAAUCGGAGCUGCAAAAAAAAGGAUUUCCCGCGUACACAACUCAAGUCGGAUGGCUGGGUUACAGUGAUGAACAAGUUGUAGAUCUCUGUAAUUCGUCCUUGGAACGCGGUUUUACGGCGUUCAAAAUAAAAGUGGGUCAGAAUUUAGACGAUGAUAUUAGAAGAUGCGAAAUAGUGCGCCGAGUCAUAGGCCCUGAGAAAAAAUUGAUGCUGGAUGCGAAUCAAGUCUGGGAAAUAGAUGAGGCGGUAGAAUGGAUAGACAGAUUGGCGAUAUAUAAACCUUUCUGGGUAGAGGAACCGACGUCUCCCGACGAUAGUUGGGGACAUGGUCAAAUAAGAGAAAGACUAAAGGAAAAAGUCAAGCUUGCUACCGGUGAAAUGUGCGCGAAUCGCGUCAUGUUUAGACAAUUUUUGGAGAUGGGGAUUGAUUAUUGUCAAAUCGACGCGGCAAGGAUUGGCGGGAUUAAUGAAAUUUUGGCCGUAUAUUUCAUGGCACAUAUAAAAAACUUACCAAUAUGCCCACAUGCUGGUGGAGUAGGUUUGUGCGAAAUGGUUCAACAUCUUCAAAUGUGGGAUUACAUUUGUUUAAGCCAAACCAAUGAAGAUCGUAUGAUAGAAUAUGUGGAUCAACAACAUGAACAAUUUGAAGAUCCUGUUUGUAUAAAAAAUGCUUGUUAUAUGCCACCUUCUCGUCCUGGAUAUUCAACUAAGCUUAAGGACGAGUGUAUUUUGGAGUAUGCUUAUCCAGAAGGCAAUUAUUGGAAAUUAAAUAAAAGUGAGUGAAAAAGUUUGAAAGAAAACAUAAAAUC
Camponotus floridanus (Florida carpenter ant) is the source of this 1536-nucleotide messenger RNA. RefSeq names its product mitochondrial enolase superfamily member 1. Gene Ontology annotation, biological process: carbohydrate catabolic process; amino acid catabolic process. The coding region runs from base 200 to 1510 and encodes 436 amino acids. The transcript has 6 exons. Gene Ontology annotation, molecular function: L-fuconate dehydratase activity; magnesium ion binding. NCBI's taxonomy places the organism in Eukaryota, Metazoa, Arthropoda, Insecta, Hymenoptera, Formicidae. The record is from RefSeq and is a predicted model, not a curated record.